Molecule: messenger RNA, 1450 nt
Organism: Aspergillus campestris IBT 28561
Lineage: Eukaryota; Fungi; Ascomycota; Eurotiomycetes; Eurotiales; Aspergillaceae
Gene: mdm12
Product: ERMES complex subunit MDM12
Exons: 1
Biological process (GO): phospholipid transport; mitochondrion organization
Cellular component (GO): ERMES complex
Molecular function (GO): lipid binding
Source: RefSeq, a predicted model, not a curated record
UGGCGACUCCCCCCCGCCGGGAUUGUGUUUCUUCGCCCUCUCAGCACAUGUGAUGUCCAUCGAAGUCGAUUGGCGCGCAGCCACCUCCGGUCCGGACGGCGAGGCCCUGGCAGAGCGCAUCCGUUCCUUCAUCCACGACAAGUUCCAGCAAGUCGCCCUCCCGCGGUUCAUUCGCUCCGUGCACGUCCACUCCUUCGACUUCGGUACGAUCGCCCCUGAUCUGGAGAUCAAGGAUCUAUGCGAACCGUUCGCCGAUUUCUACGAGGAGGACGAGGACGAUGACGCGAUCUCCGACACCUCCGAGGAGCUGGUCUCGGCCCACGAGGACGGGAGCAGUUGGGGUCGGACACACUCGGAAUUCCUCGACUCCCGGGAUGAGCUAGCCAGGACCAACCAGCGACUCCGCGACCCCUUCGGCGAACCGCCCCCGUCGGGCCUGCGGUCCCCCAUGGACCACCUCAACCCGCAUUUCCUCCCCCGCGCGGGCACCCCCGGCAUCCCCGUCGGCACCUCCACCCUCGGCUACCACCUCAUGUCCUUGGGCGCAUUGUCCGGCACACAGACGCCCCUCGCCGCCGUGGCAGGCGGCACGCCGUUUGCCAACAACUGGGCCACGGAACCCACGGCACCAAACCCCAACAACCGCCAGACAGGGAGUGGGGACGUCGACUCCAGCAAUCCCCCCACAUCACGACCCUCCACAUCAAGCACCCACCCACGAUCCCAUUCCCACCACAACAGCAAUCCAGGCUCCCACAACAGCGAGUCUAGCACCUCCAACCCCCCGGCCGAACCAGACCACGAAACCUCUCCCAUGCGCCUCCCCCCGCGCAUGCGCGAGCGCCGCCCCGAAGACUUCCAAGUCCUCUGCCACGCCAAAUACGCCGGCGACAUCCGGCUGUCCCUCACAGCGGAGAUCCUCCUCGACUACCCCAUGCCCAGCUUCGCAGGCCUCCCCCUCAAACUCAACGUCACAGGCCUAACCUUCGACGGCGUAGCCGUGAUAGCCUACAUCCGCCGGCGCGUCCACUUCUGCUUCCUCUCGGCUGAGGACGCAGACGCCCUCAUCGGCUCCGAACUCACCCACCAAGACCCGACGCGUUCUUCCUCCACCGGGCACCAGCAACAGCAACAGCAACCAACCUCGCCGAAACGGCACAGCGGCGGCCUGCUGCAGGAGAUCCGCGUGGAGAGCGAAAUCGGCCGCAAAGAAGACGGCAAGCAGGUGCUGAAGAACGUGGGCAAGGUAGAGCGCUUUGUGCUGGCGCAGGUGCGGCGCAUUUUCGAGGAGGAGUUGGUGUUUCCUAGUUUCUGGACGUUUUUGAUAUAGUCAUCUAUAUCUACUGGGUAAGAGUUAAGGCCUGUCAUAGGCUGGUCAUGGUAGGAUUUACCAUAGGGUUAGUGCUGUAAAUAGGAAAUACAGUAGUGCAUGUUGUACAUAAUACUCUCU